AUGCACAUCUACCACCGACACACUCCUGGCCCGGCGAUCUCGACACACCCUAUGAUCGAUCACCCCGACACAAUUUUUCCGGUCGAUGCGACUUCCAUCCUCUCGUCGCCCGCGCUUGCGAUGAGAGCCGAAGGCGGCGCGGCGGCCGUCAACACACCCGCCGACUAUCUCAGCUACAGCCCCAGCGAGAACGGCCUGGGCACGUUCCGCAUCCUGAUCCCCGUCACCGUCGUCGGCUGGCUGCUCUUUGGCGCGUCAUGUAUCCUCUGCAUCAACGGCAAGGGCCGGGCCGGGCACUGGGUGCCUAAGUGGUAUCUCGACUCGGAGGGCACGCCGCGGGACCGGGCGCUGGUGGGGGCGUGGUGGCUCGCGGUGUUACUGCUGUGGCCGGUGAUCCUGCCGGCGCUGCUGGCUAGGAAGCUGGUGCGCCAGGUGGCCAAGAAGGUGAGGGGCAGGCUAAAUAAGUAUAAAACGAUACCCCGGCCUCCCACAUAUGGAAACUUCUUUCUCUGGAUGUUAUGCUGCUACGACCUUGAGUCUCUCGCCGUAGACGUAGAUCCCACUAGUCGCGGUGGCAUAUGA
Molecule: messenger RNA, 582 nt
Organism: Akanthomyces muscarius
Lineage: Eukaryota; Fungi; Ascomycota; Sordariomycetes; Hypocreales; Cordycipitaceae
Exons: 4
Coding region: 1-582 (193 amino acids)
Source: RefSeq, a predicted model, not a curated record